Gorilla gorilla gorilla (western lowland gorilla) is the source of this 1906-nucleotide messenger RNA. RefSeq names its product stem-loop histone mRNA binding protein (gene SLBP). Gene Ontology annotation, biological process: mRNA transport; mRNA 3'-end processing by stem-loop binding and cleavage. Gene Ontology annotation, molecular function: histone pre-mRNA stem-loop binding; mRNA binding. The coding region runs from base 144 to 848 and encodes 234 amino acids. Gene Ontology annotation, cellular component: cytoplasm; histone pre-mRNA 3'end processing complex. The transcript is spliced from 8 exons. The record is from RefSeq and is a predicted model, not a curated record. NCBI's taxonomy places the organism in Eukaryota, Metazoa, Chordata, Mammalia, Primates, Hominidae.
GGCGGGGCGCGCAGAGCUCGUGAGCGUCGGCGCGGGGACGCAGGUUUUUGCCUCGGGCCCUACCCUGCUCUACUCUGCGCUCUCUGCCCGCGCCGCCGCCGCCUCGGCCUCGGCCCUGCGCUGCGCGCCCGGCCCGUGCUGCCAUGGCCUGCCGCCCGCGAAGCCCGCCGAGGCAUCAGAGCCGCUGCGACGGUGACGCCAGCCCGCCGUCCCCCGCGCGAUGGAGCCUGGGACGGAAGCGCAGAGCCGACGGCAGGCGCUGGAGGCCCGAAGACGCCGAGGAGGCAGAGCACCGCGGCGCCGAGCGCAGACCCGAGAGCUUUACCACUCCUGAAGGCCCUAAACCCCGUUCCAGAUGCUCUGACUGGGCAAGUGCAGUUGAAGAAGAUGAAAUGAGGACCAGAGUUAACAAAGAAAUGGCAAGAUAUAAAAGGAAACUCCUCAUCAAUGACUUUGGAAGAGAGAGAAAAUCAUCAUCAGGAAGUUCUGAUUCAAAGGAGUCUAUGUCUACUGUGCCGGCUGACUUUGAGACAGAUGAAAGUGUCCUAAUGAGGAGACAGAAGCAGAUCAACUAUGGGAAGAACACAAUUGCCUACGAUCGUUAUAUUAAAGAAGUCCCAAGACACCUUCGACAACCUGGCAUUCAUCCCAAGACCCCUAAUAAAUUUAAGAAGUAUAGUCGACGUUCAUGGGACCAGCAAAUCAAACUCUGGAAGGUGGCUCUGCAUUUUUGGGAUCCUCCAGCCGAAGAAGGAUGUGAUUUGCAAGAAAUACACCCUGUAGACCUUGAAUCUGCAGAAAGCAGCUCCGAGCCCCAGACCAGCUCUCAGGAUGACUUUUGUUAUUAAAAUCUGUCUCAGUUGCACGUGAAGCGUACACCUUGCUGUGCAUUACGUCACAUGAUUUGCCACAUAAGGAGUGGGGUGUAGGAAGUGGCCCCUGUUUUCAGGGUGAGAGGAAUGUCAACCGACCCAUGCUUCUGUUUUCCAGGAUGUGUACUCUGGCACACCCACCAAGGUUAGACACAUGGACAGUCAAGUGGAGGAUGAGUUUGAUUUGGAAGCUUGUUUAACUGAACCCUUGAGAGACUUCUCAGCCAUGAGCUAACUGCCACCUGGCGGCCAGGAAGAGAAACAGCUCCUCCCCGACUAGGUGGAAGGCUGGCCAGGCACUAAGCAUGUGUGUGCACUUGUACCUGGUGGUUUCUCUGUUAGCAGUCCAUUAUCUCAUGCUGAAUUAUUUUUGCCUUACUUUCUUAAGAAACAUUAAUUUUAUGUAUAGUGAGUAUAUUUUGCAUGUUUUAAAUUGUAAAUGGAGCUAAGUCCAAGAAAGUACUUGAAGCAAUCUUCCAGCGAGCUUAAUUGCAUAAUCCCUGUUGUCCUCCAGGGUAAGCUGACAGGUCUACUUAACUGGUUUUCCACAGGCAUCUUCAGUUAUUGCUUGUCAGAUGGACUGUUUUGGAUUUAACCAUGUAAUCCAUGGGACCAAUUGAGAGUCAGCUACUUUUAUAGGCAUCAAAGUAUUCUCAGACACCUUUAAUAUCUUUAUGGAAACUUAAUUUUUGGCCUUUUAUCAAUAUGUCAUAACAGCAUUCUGAAGUCAGACAUUGUUAAAUUGAGCUAUUAAACUAAUGAGUUUUAUGUAAGUUAUAAAUGGUCUUAAUUUGGUACUUGUAAAUAACUCUAGUUAGACUCUUUAGAAUACUCCAAGAGUUAGGGCAGCAGAGUGGAGCGAUUUAGAAAGAACAUUUUAAAACAAUCAGUUAAUUUACCAUGUAAAAUUGCUGUAAAUGAUAAUGUGUACAGAUUUUCUGUUCAAAUAUUCAAUUGUAAACUUCUUGUUAAGACUGUUAUGUUUCUAUUGCUUUUGUAUGGGAUAUUGCAAAAAUAAAAAGGAAAGAACCCUC